GAUUUUUUUUUUCCACUUCAACCCCGCCCUUAAAACCCCAGUUGAAAACAAGAAAAAAGUUUGGGUUUUUAUUUCUUAUUUUCUUUGUUUGAGUAUUUUUGUGUUAUUUGGGGUCCAUUGAUUCUUUAACCUGCAUUCUCCUUUAACGGUGUCUUACAGUGUUUUUCAUUUCUUCAUUGAAAGAUUGAAGCUUUGUCCCUUCUGUUCUUUUCAUAGAACAUUAACAUUGACCGUGGUUCAGCUUCAAUUUCGCUUUCUUUUUCAAUGGCGUUGAGGUGUGUUCCAAUUGUUUUUUGCCCUCACAAGCCUCUUCAUUGGGUAUCAGAUUUGGGGUCUAGCAGAGGUAGGAUUGUGUUGGAUUUGAGGUUUUCCAAAUUGAAAUGCCUUGCUUUGGGUGCUGAAGAUGACAAGCCUGGGGCCAAGAAAACUCUCACUUGGAAGAUUAAUGAAGAUGGGACCACAGUCUCCAGGGCGUUUCACAAGGGCUUGCGUCUUCUUCCUAGUAAGCUAACUCGGUUUUACUAUAUCAAUGUUGAACUUUGGUUGGUGGAUAAAGCAAUUCUCCCCAUUGAGAAUUCUGUCGGUGGUAGCAUACACCGUAAUUAUGACUUACUCCUCCGGCAUAGGCUACACAUCGUAAGGGAGGUACAGUUGGUUGUUAAUCACUGCCUCUUGGCAUUGCCUGGUGUCACGAUGCAGGAAGUCAAGCGUGUUUUCAGUCAUGACCAGGCACUUGCUCAAUGUGAGAUGACCCUUACCAACUUAGGCAUUAUUAGAGUUAGUGCUGAUGAUUCUGCUGGUGCUGCUCAGAUGGUUGCUUUGAGUGGCAAAAGGGAUAUAGGCGCAAUAGCAAGUGCUAGAGCAGCUGCAUUAUAUGGGCUUGACAUUCUUGCAGAUAAAAUCCAGGACGAGGAUGAUAACAUUACCAGGUAUUUGGUACUUGCAAGAAAACCCAUAAUUCCCAGAACGGACAGGGUUUAUAAGACCAGUGUAGUUUUUACUCUAGAAGAAGGUCCAGGCAUGCUAUUAAAAGCCUUGGCGGUGUUCUCUCUAAGGGAUAUUAAUCUGACAAAGAUGGAGAGUCGACUACAAAAAGGUCGUCCUCUAAGGGUCGUCGACGAUUCUAACAGAGGGAGUGCCAUGUACUUUGACUAUCUUUUCUACAUCGACUUUGAAGCUUCUAUGGCUGAACUGCGUGCCCAAAAUGCAUUGGAACAUUUACAGGAAUAUGUCGGAUUUCUCCGAGUCCUCAAUUUCUAUCCGAUGGAUAUAAUUCUAUAGAUGGAUAUCUCCAAAACUCAGUAGGUUUUGUCAUCAUAU
This is a messenger RNA of Hibiscus syriacus, 1320 nucleotides long. Its product is annotated as arogenate dehydratase/prephenate dehydratase 1, chloroplastic-like. The record is from RefSeq and is a predicted model, not a curated record. Bases 265 to 1281 code for a protein of 338 amino acids. Gene Ontology annotation, biological process: L-phenylalanine biosynthetic process. The transcript has 10 exons. Lineage: Eukaryota; Viridiplantae; Streptophyta; Magnoliopsida; Malvales; Malvaceae. Gene Ontology annotation, molecular function: prephenate dehydratase activity; arogenate dehydratase activity. Gene Ontology annotation, cellular component: chloroplast; cytoplasm.